ACCAAUCAAUGGAGCCCGUGGGGUUGUGAGAUGCGCCAGGGAAAGGCCAGCGUCCUACAUAAAGAGUGCGGGACAGGGAGCCGGGCGGCACACACGGGGGCAACACACCUUUCUGCAGGCACACGACAAAGGCGCAGCGGCGAGUAGAAGAGUCAGGAGAAGAGUGGCACAGAGUGAGGAAGAGAGGGGGAAAGGACAAAGGAAAGAGAGGCAGGGAGUAACUGAGAAGAAAUGGUACGCUCAUGUGAACAAGGGAUCCCUGCCCGGGUCUGUGUGGGCACCCUGCUCCUCUUAAUCCACUUCCACUCUGCCACUGUUACAGGAGCUGCUCUGAAGCAGGAGGCAGCUUUGGACAACGGGGCCACUGUGCUGAAUCACUCCAUGAGUUUGGUGCAGCGUAUGGAGACCCUGCUUGCCAUGGGGAACAGCAGUGAUGUCACGCUCCGGGUGCAAACCGUCAACACGGACGAGGUGAAGGUGAUCCAGGCCCACAGCCUAGUUCUCACAAUGCAGAGUGACGUGUUUGAGGAAAUGCUGCUCCUCCGCAACAACAGUGCUGUGAUUUUGAAGGAGACGCCCGACUGUGCGGCUGUCUUUGACAAGUUUGUCAGAUAUCUGUAUUGCGGUGACAUCUCAGUGCGGCUGGAUCAGGCCAUUUCUCUGCACAAGCUGGCCAGCAAGUACCAUGUGUGGGGUUUGCAACAGGGACUGACCCAGUAUAUGACCCAACAUCUGUCUAGUGAAUCGCCCACAGGCCACGUGGUCGGCUGGUACAACUAUGCACUACAAAUUGGGGACAUGGCCCUGCGGGACAGCUGCCUGCAGUACCUGUCCUGGAACCUGUCUUCUGUGCUGCAGAGCGGAGAAUGGGGCUCCAUCAGUGAAGACCUGCUUCUCUCCUUGCUCCAGCGCUCUGACCUCAUUCUGCAGAGUGAGCUGGAGCUCUUUGAGGCCCUGGAGGCCUGGAUUAGCCUAAACCAGCCUGUCAGUGUGACGGUGGAAAGUGCCCUAAGGGCUGUUCGAUAUGGCAUGAUCCCCCCGCAGCACCUCUUUCGUCUUCAGAAGCAAUCCCCCCUCAUGCUGAAGUAUUACGAGUCUAUCCGUGAUCUACUCUAUCUAGCUUUCCAAUUUCACUCUGCCUCACCUAUCCAACUGGCCAAGUACUUUGAUGUCAACUGCAGUAUUUUCACUCCCCGUAACUACCUGUCGUCCUCCUGGGGUUCCCCUUGGGUCAUCAAUAACCCUACCCGUGAUGAUCGCAGCUUCAGCUUUCAAACCCAGCUUGGUCCAAGUGGUCACGACUCCAAUAAGAGAGUGACCUGGAAUGCAUUGUUCUCCCCUCGCUGGCUUCCACUCAGUGCCAGGUCAACCUAUACCGAGCUGGGUGCCAUGCAGCCUACACGCACAGAUGGGGGUCGACCUCGCAUCAUUGUAACACCAGCUACUUCUAGCCCAGACUUUGCUGGUGUUAGUUUCCAGAAGACAGUGAUUGUUAUGGCAAGACAGCAAGGAAAAGUGGUGGUUCGCCACGUCUACAACUUCCACCAAAGCACAGAGGAGGCCGGGGAUUUCCUGGUGGAUGCCGACCUGCAGCGCCGUUCAUCAGAGUACCUAAUUGACAGCUCCCUCUAUCUGCACAUUGUAAUAAAACCUCUCUACCAUACUCUCCUCAUUGCCAGGAAGUAAUAGCAAGAAUAUGGUGCUGCCUCACCAUCAGUCAUCCACCAUCCACCCACGCAAUCACAUGCACAUAUUCCAAAGUAAACUCAUAUCGCAGCACAUGUUAAUGCAUCAGAUCUGUGACUUCUCCUUUGUUGAACGGUUUGUGCAUUUUGUUGUCUUCCAGCUACUUAGCAAGGAAGAGUUUGGUCCCAUUUAAUUCAGCAGUGAUUAUAUCAUUCAGGGCUUUGGUUUUCAGUAUUCCAUUAAACCUAAGAAGAAAAAAAACAAAACAAAAAACACUUCACAGUACUGUAUUUGUUCAGGUAUUUUAUAGUCAGGCAGUUUGUUCCUUGAAUGUAUUAAAUCUAUGUGAUGGUUAAUGUUGUUUGCAUAGGAAUAAUAGAGGUUUUGCUUUAAAAUAAAAAUGCUCUUGCUGUUAAUUUAUGCAUUUCACUAUUCGAUAUAAAUUUAUAGUUCAUGGCACUUAUAUCCUGUGACAUACACUUAUAUACUUGUUUGUUGUUUACAUCCCAAAAUAUGUAAAUUAAAGUGCAAAAUCCAAUUAUCGGUGUUCCUUUGUAUACUGUAGGUUACUUACAAGACAAUAAUUAAAAAUUUUUUCUUAUUUAUUACACAUUUUAUCCAGCUUUUAAAAAAACACUAUGUGGUUUUCAUCUUGACACACACACACACACACACACAAAAAAUAAAUAAAAAACAAUAAUAAUAAUUUAAAAAAUCUCUCUGUUGUGGCCUGUAAUAAAUUUGCAAAAAUAAACGACAUUCAUACAUGA
Molecule: messenger RNA, 2456 nt
Organism: Larimichthys crocea (large yellow croaker)
Lineage: Eukaryota; Metazoa; Chordata; Actinopteri; Sciaenidae
Gene: btbd17b
Product: BTB (POZ) domain containing 17b
Exons: 3
Coding region: 232-1686 (484 amino acids)
Molecular function (GO): protein binding
Source: RefSeq, a predicted model, not a curated record